AUGAUAGAACAAGUGGCUGGGAAUUUCGAUACUAAAGCACCCCAUCUGGCUAGCCUUCUACAGAAGGUAACUGACUUGCGAUCACAUUUUCACCAGUUUGAACUCAUACAAGUACCUAGGGAACAAAAUCAGAAGGCCGAUGCCCUUGCCAAAUUAGCCUCUGCAGGAGGUUUCACACGCCAAUCCUCCAUAUCUAUAAGCCGAUCAAGCAAAGACAUGGAAGUCUACUCAACCUCAUCAGAACCUGAGUGCUGGAUGGAUCCAAUCAUUCGGUACUUGUCCACCUCUGAACUUCCACCUAAUCCAAAUGAUGCAAAGCUUCUGCGCUUUCGGACACAACGCUAUUCCAUAAUCCAUGGAAUGCUAUACCGCAAGUCCUUCAACGACCCCUACCUACGAUGUUUGCGUCCAUCAGAAGCUAAAAAAUUACUCGAAGAGAUACAUGAGAGGACAUGCGGAAAUCACACAGGGGGAGGGAGUCUGGCACUUACAGCAGGGUAUUACUGGCCAUACAUGAUGACAGAAGCACGUGACUAUGCCAAAAAUGUGACAAGUGCCAACGAUUUGCACCCACAAUCCAUCAACUUGCUCAAACUUUUCACUCCAUCGUUGCACCUUGGCCUUUCGCAAAAUGGGGUAUGGAUGUGGUGGGCGAACUACCUAAGGCUGCUGGAGGAAGACGAAGCAUACGUCACAGUCAGCAAAACAGACAUUAUGACCUUCAUUUGGAAGCAUAUCAUAUGUCAAUUUGGUAUACCAUGGGAGAUAGUCGCGGACAAUGGAACCCCAUUCCAAAACGCGAGGGUACAAGAACUAUGUGACACAUACAAGAUCAAGCUGAGCUUUGCCUCUGUCACUUACCCACAAGGCAACGGUCAAGCAGAAGCUUCCAACAAAGUUAUUUUUGCCAACAUUAAGAAGAACCUAGAAUAUAAAAAAGGAGCAUGGGCAGAAGAACUACCAAAAGUGUUAUGGGCAUAUAGGACAACAAAAAGAUCCUCUACGGGUGAAUCUCCCUACGCUAUGGUAUAUGGAACGGAGGCUAUCAUCCCAACAGAAGUGGGCCUGCCUACACUUCGAACAGAGAUCGCAUCUAAUCAAACAACAAACAACGUUCAACUACUGCACAACCUAGACCUUCUGGAAGAAGUACGUACGGUAGCACAAUUACGACUAGAAAAUUAUCAAAAGGCUGCAAAACGCUACUAG
Messenger RNA from Humulus lupulus (European hop), 1209 nucleotides. RefSeq lists its product as uncharacterized. The transcript is spliced from 2 exons. The coding region runs from base 1 to 1209 and encodes 402 amino acids. Lineage: Eukaryota; Viridiplantae; Streptophyta; Magnoliopsida; Rosales; Cannabaceae. Gene Ontology annotation, biological process: DNA integration. Gene Ontology annotation, molecular function: RNA-DNA hybrid ribonuclease activity; nucleic acid binding. The record is from RefSeq and is a predicted model, not a curated record.